Physella acuta is the source of this 4084-nucleotide messenger RNA. RefSeq lists its product as uncharacterized. Gene Ontology annotation, biological process: regulation of transcription by RNA polymerase II; cell differentiation. Lineage: Eukaryota; Metazoa; Mollusca; Gastropoda; Physidae. The record is from RefSeq and is a predicted model, not a curated record. Gene Ontology annotation, cellular component: nucleus. Gene Ontology annotation, molecular function: sequence-specific DNA binding; DNA-binding transcription factor activity, RNA polymerase II-specific.
AUGCAUUGCUGGGGACUGUCUCCCCGCUAUGUGCUAGCACGGUGCGCCCCUCCGUGCGCAAUAUUAUUCAAUCUAUGCCGUCCCGCAUUCACUUGAAGAUUACCGCAAACAGGAUUGUGUUUGGCUUUCUGCUAUUGUUAUACCAAACAAAUCGUAGGCUGGGCGAUAGAAAUUGUAUGGUGUAGUCUGUGUGUUUGUCUCGCCGAAUUCACGGAGCUGGUGCUAGUAAUUAUGUAAACCUUAGCAUGACAAUGAAGGGCUGCGUGUUGUUGUAGUAGUGUUCGUGUUUACAAAUAUUCGCACAGACAACAGUGUGGCCUCGACUUCCAUCCAACAAGCAGCGAUUGCAGACUUAGAUGCGACAUUCUUCUCAGCCUCAUUGCCGCAGCAGUCUUCCAGUAAUUUCAGCAGACAAAGGACCUCGUCUCAGGAGAAUCAAUGCCUACAGCCGUCCUGCUUUCAGAGCGUAGAUAGACUCAAUCUACGCAACAGAGAUUGUAUGUUAAACGAAAACACAACACAUUUCCUGGAAUACAGGAACCACCCGAGGACAUUAUCGUCAUCGUCGAUAUCAUCACUGUCAUCCUCGUCAUCGUUCUCAUCAUCAGAAACAUUACUCAGCCCUGCCUUGUGUUCACUAGACUCUGUCCCAGAAGUUGCGCCCCAGCAGUCCAACUUCAACUUCUCCUACAUCCAAAACUGCACAACAUUCCUGCACAGCCCUGAGCUCACAGCCGCAGUAGACUGUAACAACAACAACAACAGUGCUUACAUCAACUGCGACAACAUCUCUUCUGACCUUCGAGACCUCGACCCAUAUAACUUUCUGGAAAACAGCGACAGUCCCAGCCUCAACAACACCCCCCACAGUACCCACACCAACCCCCAAAUGGAAGGACAUUGCUACAACCUCCUGCCCCCAGUACAGACAUUGCUUUACGUCAACAAGGGCAGCUACAAUGACCCCCAGCUUUUCCCCUACAACUACCCAGAAGAGGAGGAGGACCUCAACACUGACAGCAUCAGUGGCAGCAGCUACAGCAGCACAGAGGAUGAGAGUGUUCAGUUCAUAGAGCUCAAUCCCUUAAAUCACAUAACAGAUGACAGACCGUUUUAUGACAUAACAAGCAUAUACCCAGAUGAAUAUCAAACCCCCAGCCCAGGAUCAGAUGGAUAUGAAAGUACAGUUGAAACAGCACACCAUGAAAUUUGUUUUAGACAGACGCUAGAAAGCUGCAAACAGCCUCAGUGGGAUACAAGCUUUGAUGGAUCUCCAUGUUCAGACGAGGGCUUUGAUGAGCCUGCACUUCCAGAAGACCACUUGCCGGACUUCAGACAACUUCAGCCUCUUUCAGAACCCCCUGUGAGAAACCCAGGUAGUCACGUUUCUAUGUCCAGCUUUAAGAAAAAGGAAAGACAAAUUUCCAGAGAUUCUCCGUCGACCAUCGAAAAAGAGAGACGUAAGCCUGGCAGGAAACCUGGCCAAGUUUCAAAUGUGCUUCAUCUGUGGGAGUUCAUGAGAGACCUCCUGAGGAGUCCACACAGCCAUGGAAUUAUUGAAUGGGUCUCCAAGCCAGAGGGAGUUUUCCGUGUGGUCAACUCCACUGAGGUUGCUCGCUUGUGGGGAGAGAAGAAGAAAAACAAGAAGAAGAUGACAUAUGAAAAAUUAAGCAGAUCACUCAGGUAUUCACGGUUAGAGGGUUAUUUCUCUGAACUCCCUAAAGAUAAAAACUACCCUAAAAAACUUUGUUUCAAGUUUGGCCCCAAAUCCAACAACUGGCACUAGUGGAUGUGAUGCCCUCCCUCAUGGAAACAAGAACCAUGUGUGGUGGUCACCCACCUCAGAAUGUAGAUCUGUACAAAACUUGCCUUCACUCAAGUAUCAAGAUGUUUCACUUCUCAUUUCAUCAGGAAGUGUUUGAAGUGUCAUGGGUCUGUUGUCUGUACAACUGCUCUGUUGACCUUCAGCCAAUACAACUUGUUUUGGUUUAAACAGAACUGUUUUCUACGCACUUUUGUUACAUGAAAAUCAAAUCUAAUCUUAAGAAAGAUAAAUUAUUCAUGUUACAUCGAACAGGCUGCUGUUGUACAGUUGUCGUGUAUAUUUACAAAUCUCUAAUUGCCUCAAAGUUUAAACUAGAAUCAAGUGUUCCACUGUUCAUUUGUAAAUGUCAUUGAUCCUGAAUUUUAUUUCAAAUGCCUUGCAUGUUAAGAUUUUUAUGUUUUUCACAUGGGUACGUGUGAGAGAUGUGGUACAUACACCAUUACGCUUGUGAUGUAAAAUUGGCCUUGUAAUUCUGGUUUAUUGUAGCUGCUCUGUUCUGCAGCUGUAGUUAGCCACACUUAUGUAUGUGCUUGGCUGUAAAGAUUUAUUGUACAAGUUUAAUUGUGUAGCUUAGAGUGCUUACUUUUAGAUGCACUGGUUCAACUUACGUUCAAUGUCAAAUGUUUUUAAUUGUAAUUGAGCCUCUUAUUAUGUUAAUUUGACAUCUUUUGCUACUUAAUUUUCAUUUAGAAUCUGAUGCAAGAUAUUUAGGGUAACAUUAUUUUUAAACCUGUAAAUCUUAAACUUUAGAGUUUUUAAUCCGAAUUUAGAAAAAGUUAAUUUUGAAGUAAUCAAAUGUAAAUAGUCUUUUAGGCCUUCUUAUUAAGUUUAAUUUCUUUUUUAUCAUAUACAUUUCUUUCAAGAUAAUAAUUAUCAUAAUUAAUUAGAUUCUAAUUUAUAUUUCCUUUUAUCUAAAACUUUAUUUUACAAUUGAAUCGUGUAUUGUUUUGUCUAAAUGAAGUGAUACCACUUAUUUUAAAAAAAAUUCCUAGUGGAGACAUACUUGACUUUUGUGAUAAAAGAUUUUUACUCUGGUAGCAUCAGUUCUAUUUUGAGAGAUAUUUUUACGUACUAGAAAAAAAAAUUCCUUACUUCUGUGAUUACAUCACCUUCUUGGUGUUACACUCUGUUUAUGUGUAGAUGUUCUUUUACACUCUGUUUAUGAUGUGUAGCUGUGAGAGAUGUACGAAUAGCACAUAAUGAUUAUACGCUACACGCUAAUGAUAAGCUUUUUGUUUUCCCUUGUAUUUAAUGCUCAGCCAAAAUUCUGGAUUUUGUCUUGUUGAGUCCCCCAUGGCUAAAAAAUGUUUUCAUAUCUCAGCAUAAUACAACUUACAUUAUUUGUACAGGUACAUUUUUUAUUUAUCAUUGUAUAUAGAAGAAAUAAGACCUAAACCACCUAUUUCCGCAAGUCUGUGUUUGCUUGACUGAGACAAGAUUUCUGUGGAUUUGGAGUGAGCUACAUCUUGUUUGAAAGCUUAGCUUUGUUAUUUAAGCCAAAUGUAUUUUUAAAUCUCUUUUUAUCACCAGCUGAGGCUUGUAUUAUCUCUUGACAAAUUUCUAUGCAAAGCGUGUGAUCGUCAUGGGCACACAUUGAAACUUGUUUUUACGAAAAACAUUCCAAUCCACUAUUCUUUCACUCAGCCAACAUAUUUCAACUUUACAUCUGUAUUUUUUUAUUUGCUUGAUACUUCCAUCUCUGAACCUUUAGAAAUCUGUGUAGAGUUUUUUUGAAAAACUAAACCUGAGAAAUUUCUGGAAGUUUCUUUGUGGUUUUGUUGCUUCACUUUCAUGCUAUACUGCUGUACCACACUUGUAUAGUUCUCUCUAUAACAUGCUCUACUUGACAUUUAGAUGCCAGGAUAGUACUUGUCAUUGACAUUUAAGUAACAGUAAUUGACAUGUUGAUGACAUUUUAGUAAAGAUAGUUGACAUGUUGAUGACAUUUUAGUAUAGAUAGUUAUGUUGACGACAUUUAAGUAUAGAUAGUUGACAUGUUGACGACAUUUAAGUAAAGAUAGUUGACAUGUUAAUGACAUUUAAGUAUAGAUAGUUGACAUGUUAAUGACAUUUAAGUUAAGAUAGCUGACAUGUUGAUGACAUCAAAGAUAUUUGACCAGACGAUCACCUGACUCUGUCCUCUGCCCACCUCCAUGUAGAGAUGACUGUACAUAACGCUUGCCCUUUCACCUAUCUCUCUCUACUGAUUUCAUGAAAGAAAGAAAUUUACAAGCAGCAAUAAACACUUUAUAAAAAUAU